Chinchilla lanigera (long-tailed chinchilla) is the source of this 2583-nucleotide messenger RNA. RefSeq names its product RNA methyltransferase like 1 (gene Mrm3). Lineage: Eukaryota; Metazoa; Chordata; Mammalia; Rodentia; Chinchillidae. Gene Ontology annotation, molecular function: RNA binding; RNA methyltransferase activity. The record is from RefSeq and is a predicted model, not a curated record. Bases 40 to 1317 code for a protein of 425 amino acids. The transcript is spliced from 4 exons. Gene Ontology annotation, biological process: RNA processing.
ACGGCACGCUUUCGUGACGUAACCCUCGGCGCCAGGAAGAUGGCUGCGCUAUCGCUCUGCAAGCGGUGUGCUCUGAAACCGUUGUUGCCGGUGGUGCAGACUUGGGAUCUCGAAGCGCGGCGCUGGGUCCGGGCGCUGCGGAGGAGCCCCGUGAAAGUAGUAUUUCCAUCUGGAGAGGUGGUGGAACAGAAGCGCGCUCCCGGGAAGCAGCCCCGAAAGACAGCCUCUGAAACCAGUCCCCAGGAGCAGCGACAUAAACAGCCGCUUCACAUGUCCGCAUCCCAGACGCCUGGCACCUGGGAAGAAACAGGGCUUCACUACGAUAAGGCGCUUCCUGGUGACAGGAGGCUGAGAAGUGUAAUGACAAUCGUUAAGUCCAGGUCAUUUCGAGAAAAGCAAGGGAAGAUACUUUUGGAAGGUCGCAGGCUGAUUGCAGACGCUCUCCAGGCAGGAGCUGUACCGAAAGUUUUUUUCUUUAGCCGUCUGGAAUACAUUAAGGAGUUGCCGGCAGAUAAGUUGAAAGGAGUCAGCCUCAUAAAGGUGAAAUUUGAGGAUAUCAAGGAUUGGUCCGACCUAGUAGCGCCACAAGGAAUAAUAGGGAUUUUUGCCAGACCUGACUAUGUUAAGAUGACAUAUCCAAAGACUCAGCUUCACCACACACUGCCUUUACUGUUGAUUUGUGACAAUCUCCGUGACCCAGGGAACCUAGGGACAAUUCUGAGAUCUGCAGCCGGGGCAGGCUGCAGCAAAGUGUUACUCACCAAAGGCUGUGUGGAUGCCUGGGAGCCCAAAGUCCUGCGGGCAGGCAUGGGGGCACAUUUCCAGGUGCCCAUUAUCAACAAUCUGGAAUGGGACUCAGUGCCCACCUACCUGCCCCCUGACACCCGGGUCUACGUGGCAGACAACUGUGGCCUCUAUGCCCAGGCCCAAAUGUCUAACAAAGCCAGUGACUAUGGCUGGGUGUGUGAUCGGCGAUUCCUGAAGUUUCACAAGUAUGAGGAGGAGGAGGAAGAGGAAGACAAGGAGCUAAAGACCAGAGCCAACAAAGGUUGGCUCCCUGAAGUCGAGGUCCAGAGUUACGACUUGGAGUGGACGGAGGCACCGGCCGCUGUGGUGGUAGGCGGGGAGACCCACGGCGUGAGCCUGGAGUCCCUGCAGUUGGCAGAGAGCACUGGCGGCAGGAGGCUGCUGAUCCCCGUCGUGCCCGGAGUGGACAGCCUGAACUCGGCCAUGGCUGCGAGCAUCCUGCUUUUUGAAGGGAAAAGACAGCUGCGGGUGAGAGGGGAGCACUUGAGCAGGGACAGGGGUUACCACUGAGAGGAUGCCUCUAGCUGCCACCCCGGCUCAGCGUUAGGAGAUUGACACAGUUGGCAACUGUGGCUUCCCAGGCUACAUGCAGGAGGCAGGAAGUAGACAUUACUGCCAUUAUAUGGUUAUUGGAACAGUAAGAAUUUCCAUAGAAGUUUCUCCCUUUCAUCAUAAAUAACAAAGGUUAUAAUUCUUAUGAGAUCUCCCAUCUCUUCCACCUAACCCAUCUAUUGAGGCUAUAGAUGAUCCAUAUGCCUCUAAAAAUUGUCCAUUAGGGCUAGGAUGUAGCUCAGUGUUAGAGUGCUUGGCCAGCAAGCACAGAGCUCUGGGUUCUAUCUUCAGCACCUCACACACACAAAAAGUUACAUCUUUUUGUCCAGAAAGUUUCCCAAGACAGCAUCUUGGUCAGAGCACAGUUCCCUCCACCAGCUGGGGCUUGUUUCAUGGCCAUGAAGCACUGGUCAUAAGCCAUGGCCGAGUCACUUGCAUCAGAUCAGUGGUCAUUGGGAAAUAAAUGCCUACGAAGUACAGAGCCAGAGAUUACAUUAAAGUUUCGUGUGCAUGUGGUCAAUGCGUGUCUCUUUGCAUCUUUGGCCUAGGGAUGAGGACACUGCUAGGAGAUUAGUGACUCAGGAAGCUAAGGGGUACAGGUCAUGGCAUUCACCCUCUGGCUGUUCUUUGGGGCUGGAUGUGUCAGCUUGUGGGGUUGUUUGUUUAGCCUUUCACUGUAGCAGCUACUGUCUGUAUUUCCCCCUGUGGCAAUCAGUAAAAAAGGUUAAUUUUAAGUGAUGUCAUACCUUUUUAUCAUCUCUCUAAAUAACUUUUUGAGCACUAUGCAAAAAAGAAACUGGGUUCUAAAAUCUGCAGCUUAACAUUGCAUCUGUCAGGAGAGCUUGACUUUCACUAGCUGCCUUCCAUAACUAGUCCUUGUUAUGGGUUAGAUCUAACUUGUCCCACAAAAGUCUCAUGUACUCUGACGGGGACUUUUGGAAGGUGGUUGGGAUCAAAAGGGUGAUGUACGUAGCAGUGGAUUAGUCCAUCGAUGAGCUUAUGGCUGAGUGUGCUGUUAGGAGGUGGGGUCUGUCUGGAGAAGAACUCACAGAGCGGGGAGGGGACGUGGACGAGGGCAUUCUUGUCCCCAGCUCCUCCCUUCCCUCUAGUUUCCCAACCACUGUGUGAAUAGCUUUCCUCUGCCGUGCUGUUUCUGCCAUGGAGCCAGCCGACCAUGGACUGAACGCACUGAAACUGUAAGGCAAAUAAACCUGUCCUCCUUCA